GAACAGAGGUUAUUCGUUUUAGCUACCCGUUUUGAAGAGAAGCCGAUUUUGGAGGAGACGAUGAUGAGUCCGGCGUCGGAGCGCAGCCUCAUCAUCCAGAGCGACGACGACGACGACGCCCGAUCCGGCCACGACGUGGAGGAGCCGGAGCAGGACUCCGACUCCUCCUCGUCGUCCUCAUCCUGCGCCACCCCACGCCGCGGCCCAAGCUCACCCCCCUACAUCCAGCAAUGGCCGCAGAGUUACAGGCAAUCGAUCGACAUUCUCAGCAGCGUGCAGUCACCCAACCUGAGCUUUCUGGGGACUCCAACUCUGAGCAGGCUGUCGAACUCUUUCCUCGCCAUCACCGAUUCUUUCCGGAGCAAGGCCCCCGAAACGAUCUCUAGCUUUAUCAAGCCACUCCUUGGCCCCACGCCAAGUGACGAGCAGCAGCGGCAGCAUGAAGGCACCCGAAAGAGUUCCGAGUACCUUGUGCCCUCGAGAAGAUCAUCUCUGCAGCAGAUCCCAGAGGAUCAAAAGCCACCUGUAGGUGGCCAUGGGGCGUCUCAUGACCAGAACUGCUCUUACACCCAGGGAGUGAUGAAUGGAAUAAAUGUUCUAUGUGGUGUGGGGAUCCUAUCAACACCUUAUGCCAUCAAACAGGGGGGCUGGAUUGGGCUGGCGAUACUCUGUACAUUUGCUCUUCUCGCAUGGUACACAGGUGUGCUCCUGCGCCAUUGCCUGGACAGCAAGGAGGGCCUCAAGACAUACCCAGAUAUUGGCCAUGCAGCCUUUGGCAGCACAGGCCGCAUAGUUAUCUCGAUAAUACUGUACGUGGAGUUGUAUGCAUGUUGCAUCGAGUAUUUGAUAUUGGAGGGUGACAAUUUGUCAAAAUUAUUCCCCAAUGCUCACCUGACCAUUGGGAGCAUGACACUGAACUCACAUGUAUUUUUUGCAAUCUUGACUACCAUCAUAGUCAUGCCAACCACCUGGCUCCGUGACCUGAGCUGGCUGAGCUACAUUUCAGCUGGGGGUGUCAUUGCAUCAAUCCUUGUGGUCAUCUGCCUGUUCUUGGUUGGGGUUGUCAAUGAUUUCGGCUUUGAGAAUGAAGGGACUGCACUGAACGCCCCAGGAAUUCCUAUUGCAAUUGGAUUAUAUGGUUACUGCUACUCAGGGCAUGGGGUUUUUCCAAAUAUCUAUUCCUCCCUGAAGAAUCGCAACCAGUUUCCUUCAAUUCUUUUUACUUGUAUUGGGCUGUCUACCUUUUUGUAUGCUGGUGCUGCAGUGAUGGGAUACAAAAUGUUUGGUGAAGCCACAGAGUCCCAAUUCACACUCAACUUACCAGAUAAUUCUGUCAUUUCUAAGAUUGCUGUUUGGACAACGGUGGCAAAUCCAAUAACCAAAUAUGCAUUAACUAUUAUUCCAUUGGCUAUGAGUUUGGAAGAGCUGCUGCCACCAAACCAACAAAAGUAUUCUACAAUAAUCAUGCUUAGAUCAUCUCUGGUGAUAUCAACCCUCCUGAUUGCUCUAUCUGUGCCUUUCUUUGGACUUGUGAUGGCCUUGGUUGGUUCUUUGUUUGCCAUGCUUGUGACCUACAUUUUGCCUUGCGCUUGUUUUUUGGCGAUCCUCAAGACAAAAGUGGGGUGGCAUCAGAUAGCAGCUUGCUCGUUCAUCAUAGUUGUCGGGGUUUGCUGUGCCUACGUGGGAACAUACUCGUCCCUGUCGAAGAUAAUCCAGAACUACGCAUAGCACAGCUGUUCCUGUGAUCCUGUAUAUGCAUCUGCCCGACAAAAUCAUGUGUGUGCUAUAUGGGCCGAACAUAUGUACAAGAUGAAAGUUUACCAUUCAAUUCACUCGAUGUAUAAUAAAUUAUUGGUGCCUUAUCAUAGGGCUCAAUGAUUUCUACU
Molecule: messenger RNA, 1886 nt
Organism: Zea mays
Lineage: Eukaryota; Viridiplantae; Streptophyta; Magnoliopsida; Poales; Poaceae
Exons: 12
Coding region: 61-1728 (555 amino acids)
Biological process (GO): amino acid transmembrane transport
Cellular component (GO): vacuolar membrane
Molecular function (GO): L-amino acid transmembrane transporter activity
Source: RefSeq, marked validated